Molecule: messenger RNA, 1425 nt
Organism: Cladophialophora psammophila CBS 110553
Lineage: Eukaryota; Fungi; Ascomycota; Eurotiomycetes; Chaetothyriales; Herpotrichiellaceae
Exons: 1
Coding region: 1-1425 (474 amino acids)
Biological process (GO): positive regulation of transcription by RNA polymerase II
Cellular component (GO): nucleus
Molecular function (GO): transcription cis-regulatory region binding; DNA-binding transcription factor activity
Source: RefSeq, a predicted model, not a curated record
AUGGAGGCUGAUUUGACCGACACACAAUUUGUAUCACCGGGCGCAGCGUCGAAUGAAAGUACCCUGGAUGAGUAUGCGGCCAAUCCGCGUUUCCAACAACUGCAGACCGAACUGCGGUCAUGGCUUGUGGUUGGAGCAACCAGCCGAGAUCAAACAAGAGAAAACAGCGCUUCACCUCCGGACACUAGCCGUGCUACCACUAGACACAAGCCUGGGUACCAGCAUCUCUGGGGGCAUCUGAAAAACAGCGCCGAUCAGAUCCCAUUGAAAUGGAAGAUCAAGUAUCUCCAUGUCUGGAUCACUGAAUGUGCACCGUGGCUGGAUAUGUUCGACAGCGCACGUCAUUUCGGUCUGCAAGUACCCAUCAUUGCGCAGAAGUCGCCUGCGGUCUUUCAUGCGCUGUUGGCUCUCGCUGCGCGCACAGCCGAACGACGAGGGUAUACGCAAGGCUCGCGUGACAGCUUGGAAUUGUACUCACAGGCCAUUUCGUCACUUACAUCCUCUCUGAAUACCAAGGAGCCCAAUGUCAUGGUAACGGCCUGUAUCCUUUGUGUCUUGGAAAUGAUGAGCGUCAGUCCACGAGACUGGAGGCGGCAUGUCGAAGGUUGUGCAGCCCUCUUUGCUUCCUCGGGAAUCAAUGGGUUCUCGGGAGGGCUUCUUCAAGCGGUCUUCUGGUGCUAUGCUCGAAUGGACCUUUGCGGCGCCAUCAUUGCAGAUGGGGCUGAAGCGACCAUCCACCCCAUCGACAAAUGGGCAUUGUUGCCUGACUUCUCCGGCACAGAGGCCGAAAAACAGGAAGCAAUCAUGGCCGAGUUCUUGAAAAGAGGUCGCCAGAUACCCGACAUGUAUGCCAAUUGUGCGGUAUAUCUCUGCGCCAAGGUGUGCGAUCUCCUCGCACGUCGAACGAGAUGUGUCGAACUAGGAGAGGAGAACGGCUGUGACGAUGAGAACUUCGAACAGGAGUGGAACAAGCUGUGGUCAGAACUCCAAGGGUGGUACACGCAUCGACCGCCCGAGAUGACACCGGUCAAAGAGAUCAAGACCGGAGCUGGAGGCUCUCCUUUCCCCAUGAUAUUUUUUCCUCACUGGGCGGCCAUUUCGAGCAAUCAACUCUACCAUACCGCGUGUAUUUUGAUGUUGGAAAUCAUGAACGACGCGACACUUGACAAAGGCAAGAUGAUUCACUCGUCAUUAUGGCAUGCCCGGAGAGUGGUGGGCAUUUCGUUGACCAACCCACAUCCCGGAUGUAUCAACAACGCCAUCCAGCCUCUGCAUGUGGCAGGAAAACUGUUCACGCAUUUCGAGGAGCAUUCCAUCAUAGUUAAGCUGAUUGAUUCGAUAGAAGCGCGGACUGGCUGGGGCUCGCGGUGGCGUAUUAAAGAUCUUGAAACAACCUGGGGCUAUUGCCGUGGGACUUUCACGUGA